Messenger RNA from Olea europaea var. sylvestris, 577 nucleotides. RefSeq lists its product as uncharacterized. Bases 1 to 369 code for a protein of 122 amino acids. The transcript has a single exon. NCBI's taxonomy places the organism in Eukaryota, Viridiplantae, Streptophyta, Magnoliopsida, Lamiales, Oleaceae. The record is from RefSeq and is a predicted model, not a curated record.
AUGCAAAUGGCAAGCAGCCUCUCUACUUUACAAGAGGAACUCGAUAGGACUAAAAUGGAGCUUCAACAACUAAUGCAACACAAAAAAUACUUGCUCGAUUUAGAGAUUAAUGAAGACCUCAAAUUUGUCAAAGACCCUACAAAAUUACAAGUAAAAAAGGAAACUAGUGAUGAAAAAAUUAAGUUUCAGAAAAAGAAAUUUGUGAGAUUUGCAAAUCCUCCAUCCGUUUCUCAAAUUUUAGUACCGGAACCAAGUGAUGAUGCUGUGCUCCAAAGGCACCCUUCUCUAAAGAAGAAGAAGAAGAAGAAGAAGCAAUUGAUCCCACUUAUUGGAAGGAUUCUUUCAAUAAUUAAGGGUAAUUCUGAAUAAGAACUCGUUGAAGUUUGGAGCCUUCUAUCAAGUUAAAAGACUAAAAUUUUUCAAUUUAAUUCCAAAGGCACAUAGAUAGAGGCCUACUUUAAUAAGAGAAAAUGAGUAUCAUGAAUUAAAGCUCAUCCUUCUGUUUUUUCUUUUAUUCAGUUCUAUGAAAGUCAGUUGUGAUUCAUUAACUUUUUCUUCUAUUUAGAAAUGGAUUGAA